Molecule: messenger RNA, 1267 nt
Organism: Cuscuta epithymum
Lineage: Eukaryota; Viridiplantae; Streptophyta; Magnoliopsida; Solanales; Convolvulaceae
Source: the annotation of a GenBank genome assembly
UGUUCCUAGUUAAUUGAACUUUUAUUGUUUAAAAAAUCUCAAUAAGAGAGUAGCGGGCCUCUAAAAAAAAGAGUAGCGGGAAGUGAAAUAUACUACCGCCAAAUCUCAAACUUUCCAAAAUUUUGCCGGAGCCCUAGUUAGUGUAUCCAGUCUACUUUGGACUCCAACCAAAACUUGUUUGCCGCACUUCUUCUCUGCGCUUCUCCUUCUCUGCAUCAAGCGGCGUUUUUGGGAUUUCACUGCAAACCAGGUUCUCUUCUCCGCAGCCCUCGGAUUCACGCUAUCAACUUGAGGAGCAAAGUGAAUCUAGAUUCCAUUAACAGCUCAAUCAAAGAAUAGAGAAGUGCAUAACGUCAUUGCUUGCAGGAAAAUGUCUAAGUUGCCACCAUCUGGUCGAGGACCAACCAAACGUAAGCGACCAGCAACUCCAGUGGCCAGAUUUGUGAGUCGUGUGCCAUCAUCAUCCAUUCCAUCAUUUGGUUCCUCCUCAACUACUCCACCAUCAUCUACUCCACCAUCAUCUACUCCAUCACUUGCUUCUUCGCCAACUAUUCCACAAGUUGGCUCAUCAUCUACCAGUCCACCAUGUGAUUUAUCCCAAUCUACCCCAUCACCCAAUACCGCCACUCAUGUCAGUACUGAUACACCUAUCUCAAAUAAUAAUUCAGAGCAACCACUACAUGUUAUUGGGUCUAUAGGACCAAAUGGCCGUUUGUGCAUUGGAGUUAAAAACAAACAAUUACUUCCUUCAGAAGAAUGUUCUCGAAAGAUUACUUCUCUUUUCAAGGAAAGGGUUGAUCCUCAUGGUUACUCAUGGGCUAACUUAAGUGAAGAUAUAAUAAAGUUUUAUUGGGAUGAGUUUAAGAAGCAUUGCUAUUGGAAUCCUAUAAUGGAAUCUUCAAUAAAGGCAGCGUGGACUACAAAAGCUAAACAAAGAUAUUCCAAUUAUCUCAGUAAUAUGAAAACAGGAAGAUGUCAGAGGAAUUCAUCAAUCACUCAAGAAGUUUGGGAUAGUUGGAUGACUAUGUGGAGUAGUGAAGAAUUUCAGAAGAAAUCUAAUCAAAGCAAAAAAAAUAGGCGUCAAGGUGAAUUAGAGAAGACUGCCCUAUCUACUCAUACUAGUGGGGCCAUAUCUCAUGCCAAAGUUGCCAGUCAAAUUGAAAAGGACUCCGAAACUACGGUGACAAGUUAUCAGGUUUUUUUGUAUACACAUACAAAGAAUCACGAUGGAGAGACUUUCAUAAAUGAUCAGGCUAAAGAAGUGAAU